AGGCCUCCAGUGGAAAAAGUGGGGGGGCUCAGUCAGUUGGGUUUCCAUCUUCGAGAUUUCCACCUCGCGGGCUCUCUCGUCCUCGCUCGUUCCUGCCACGCAGUGCUAACCUCUUUCUGCUCGGCUAACAGCCCAACACCACCGGAGGAAACAUGGAGGCCAUCAAGAAGAAAAUGCAGAUGCUGAAGCUAGACAAGGAGAAUGCCAUCGACCGGGCAGAGCAGGCUGAGGGGGACAAGAAAGGAGCAGAGGACAAAUGCAAACAGUUGGAGGAGGAGCUGCUGGGUUUGCAGAAGAAGCUGAAAGGAGUGGAAGAUGAACUUGACAAAUACUCCGAGUCACUGAAGGACGCCCAGGAGAAACUCGAACAGGCUGAGAAAAAGGCAGCAGAUGCUGAAGCUGAGGUGGCAUCUCUAAACAGACGUAUCCAGCUGGUGGAAGAGGAGUUGGACCGAGCCCAGGAGAGACUGGCGACUGCUCUACAGAAGCUGGAGGAAGCUGAGAAGGCAGCUGAUGAGAGUGAAAGAGGAAUGAAGGUCAUAGAGAACAGGGCAAGCAAGGAUGAGGAGAAAAUGGAGAUCCAGGAGAUGCAACUUAAAGAGGCCAAACAUAUUGCUGAAGAAGCUGAUCGCAAAUAUGAAGAGGUUGCACGCAAACUUGUGAUUCUUGAAGGUGAUCUGGAGCGAUCAGAGGAGCGUGCUGAGGUGGCAGAGGCUAAAUCAGGUGACCUUGAGGAAGAAUUGAAAAAUGUCACCAACAACUUGAAGUCACUGGAGGCUCAGGCUGAAAAGUAUUCACAGAAGGAGGAUAAAUAUGAAGAAGAAAUUAAACUUCUUACCGACAAACUUAAAGAGGCUGAGACCCGAGCAGAAUUUGCUGAGCGAUCCGUGGCCAAGUUGGAGAAGACCAUUGAUGAUCUGGAAGAAAAACUGGCCCAGGCCAAAGAAGAGAACCUGGACAUGCAUCAAGUGUUGGACCAAACCCUUCUGGAGCUCAACAAUUUAUAAAGACAUUUUCCGAGGCAUCAUUCACAGUGUAGACUUCAUACAAUGAAACUUCACUUGACCAUCUUUGUCCAUUGAAAUAUUGUCAAGAUGCGAAUGGAGAGGGGAGUUAGUAAGUUAAGGGAUCAUAAAAUAUUGACCCCCGCCCAAAAAAAUGGGUGUAGUCAAAAAAUGUUAUAGCAUUUCCUCACGAUAAUAGGUCAAUGUUGAGAAAUUUUAAAUUUUACUUGUACUCUGAGGGACGUAUCUUACUCAUUGGCAUUACCCCAACAACCUUAUCUACAGUAAACUCCAAUCAUUAAAAGAAAAGUUUGCUUUUUUAUAUUUUUACAUGGUAUAUAUUUUCCACAUUUAUUAAUACAGCACAACAAUCUCCAACCCUAUUUUUUUUAACUUUAUUUCUCAAAAGGCUUGAAUAAAAUUAUUGCAAUGAUUUUGGAAGAGGUCACUGAUGGUGUAUUGUUAUACUAUAUGUUAUUUACUAGUCUUCUGUGCAGGGUGCAUGGGUUAAUUUUCCACUGAUGGUGUGAAUUAAAGUCUGUCUCUAUAUAUGCCCUGUGAAUGACUAGCAAUCAAGCCAGGGUCUAGUCUGUCUUUCGACUGAUGCCAGCUGGGAUAGGCUUCAGCUGCCCACAAGUGAUACAGAAAAUACAUGGAUAGAGGGAUCUGUGAAUUUGGAAGACCCAGUUUGACUGAUGGUGAUUGCUAAUUUUGGGCACUCAUACAAAAAACAAAAAAAAAACAAAUGACAUUUCAUUCAUGUAACUCUUUUAUAUCUCAUAUAUUCACACUCAGAACAGUAAAUCUAUUUCAACUAGGCUAUUCUGGUUGUCUUGGGAAAUAUUUUGCCAGUUAAUACAUACAAGUGAAACCUAACUCUUUGUUCCUUAAACCCUUCGAUUGCUCAGUUAGAAGACAAGAGGACUGUAAAGCCUCAAAGCGGACAUCCUUAGGUUACUAGCUGAAAUCUGGCAUGAAGAAAAUUUUAAAUAAUUACAAAUAACAAUAAUAGGGACCAAAAGUAAUCACGGUUUAUUCAUCCAAAUCUACCAAUUACCUGUAGAAAAUGCCAAAAUUGCUCAUAAUGACAUGAAUGGCUUCCAAUAACGCUAUCUGUAGGAAUAAUUGUGAUCAUAAUUAUCAUACAUCUGCUUCCAAUAAAGAAAUGCUUUGCUCUGCUCUAGAUAACAUGGCAGCCUCCUAGCAGGAGAUAGCAAGAACAAAAAAGUCUAAUCAUCAGAACUGUUAGAACUGCUGCCUGUUAAUGAAAUGAUGACCACACAUGUAUUCAGCAAUCUUCCACACAUGCACACGCACGUGAACAAACAUGUACACCUUGUUUCAAACUGUUUUGCUUGUCGUCUCCGUUUUGUAACAUCCAUGUAAAUAAGGGGCGUCUUAAAACUAAAUAAAUAGAGGUGCUGAGGAGAGGAUAAUCAGAGAGUGCAGUGGUGAAUUGUACGAGACAGUUCCUCUCCUCUCUCCUCGCGAGACUUGAA
Syngnathoides biaculeatus (alligator pipefish) is the source of this 2503-nucleotide messenger RNA. RefSeq names its product tropomyosin 2 (beta) (gene tpm2). The transcript has 9 exons. The record is from RefSeq and is a predicted model, not a curated record. Gene Ontology annotation, cellular component: actin filament. Bases 153 to 1007 code for a protein of 284 amino acids. Gene Ontology annotation, biological process: muscle contraction; actin filament organization. Gene Ontology annotation, molecular function: actin filament binding. Lineage: Eukaryota; Metazoa; Chordata; Actinopteri; Syngnathiformes; Syngnathidae.